This is a messenger RNA of Patella vulgata (common limpet), 3683 nucleotides long. RefSeq names its product lysosomal alpha-glucosidase. The record is from RefSeq and is a predicted model, not a curated record. Gene Ontology annotation, molecular function: carbohydrate binding; alpha-1,4-glucosidase activity. Bases 329 to 3136 code for a protein of 935 amino acids. The transcript is spliced from 20 exons. Gene Ontology annotation, biological process: carbohydrate metabolic process. NCBI's taxonomy places the organism in Eukaryota, Metazoa, Mollusca, Gastropoda, Patellidae.
AUAACCACGACUACAUAUAUAAAGUGAAAGUAGAAAUGGUCGAUACCGGAUCAUUUUUUAAUAUAUCAAGACAAAACCCACCCAAAGGUAAUAUAUUUGCACAUAUAGCCGGCAUAGACAGGUUUGGAUUUCAAUAGUCCGAGAAUUCCGGAUCUCAUUAUCUUCAAGGUUGCGACAUAGACUUUGUUAUUAAAUAAACUAAAUGAUAUCUUUAAUAUGGUAUAAUCACAAUGUGCAUUAUCACCAAUACACAAACACACGGCAGUUUGGUCUAGGCCUAUAUUACAGUCAGACAUAGGCCUAUACUAUACACACAUCUUCCAGCAUAAUGGAGAAAAAAAUUGUCAAUCCAAGUGUUGUAAAGGAUAUGGAGAUUAUUUAUAUACCAGUUAAGAAACAAAAACAACAAAAUUUCCACUGCAUCGAAGUUUUUUUGCUACUCAUGGUUUUUGUGACUUGUUUGUCGAUAUUAAAUCCGAAUUUUAUUGAUAAAAUAUUUAGUUAUUGUUCAAUGAAAACUAAAAACAAAGUUGAUCUAUCAGCAGCAGACACCUGCACCAUUGAUAGAUCCAGUAGAUUUGAUUGUUAUCCAGAGAAGAGUCUUCCAACUCAAUCAGAAUGUGAUUCAAGAAAAUGUUGUUAUGAUGCACAAGAUACUGGUGGAGAUCCAGUCUGUUUUUAUCCAACAAAUUAUGAAGGAUAUCUUGUAACUAGUAAGAUAGAAACAUCAACAGGUAUUAAUAUUAUGUUAAAUAGAACAACCCAGUCUUUCCAACCUAAAGACGUAAAUCAGUUAAUAAUGGAAAUAACGUAUGAAACACCAACUAGACUCAGAAUUAGGGUAACGAACAGUGAUCCUAAUGUUAAGAGGUGGGAAGUGCCCUUAAAUAUAAAUAGUGAUAAAACUGGACCAGGACAAAGACCACUUUAUAAAGUUAAUGUAUCAGAUGUUGGUUCUCUGUUUUCGUUUACUGUUAAUAGAACAGCUACAGAUUCUUCAAAUACUGUUAACUUAUUAAAAACUGGUGGAGCGUUUAUUUUUGCUGAUCAGUUUCUACAGUUGUCCUAUUUUCUACCAUCAAAUUAUAUUUAUGGUUUAGGAGAACAUCGAGAUACAUUAUUACACAGUAUGAACUGGACCAGAUUUACUAUGUGGAAUAGAGAUCAUUAUCCAAGUGAAAAUACCAAUAUAUAUGGUGACCAUCCAUUUUAUUUGUCAAUUGAAAAUGGUGGAAACUGUCAUGGUGUUUUCUUACUGAACAGUAAUGCUAUGGAAGUUCUAUUACAACCAGCACCUGCUAUAACAUGGAGAACUAUUGGUGGUGUCAUAGAUUUAUACAUGUUCCUUGGUCCAAGUCCUAAUGAUGUCAUAGAGCAAUAUACAGAGGUCAUAGGUCGUACUUUCAUGCCACCAUAUUGGAGUCUAGGAUUCCAUGUAUGUAGGUGGGGCUAUUUAACAGCCAAUGGAACACUUAAAGUUGUUGAUAGAAUCAGAGAUUAUGGAAUUCCGCAGGAUACUCAGUGGAAUGAUAUAGAAUACUCUGAAGGAAUGAGAGAUUAUACGACUGGUUUUUCUACAUUUGGGAAUCAAACAAGUUUAGUAGAAGAACUACACAGCAGAGGAAUGCAUUAUAUGAUGAUUGUGGAUCCAGGUAUAAGUAAUACAGCUGGACCAGGUAAAUAUUACUCCUAUGAUCUUGGUGUCAAGUUGGAUGUAUUUAUCAAGAAUGUUUCCAGCUUGCCACUUGUAGGAGUUGUUUGGCCAGGACCUGUAGUUUUUACUGAUUUUACACAUCCUAAAAGUCAAGAAUACUGGACAGCCAUAGCUGCCGAUUUUCAUAAAUCUGUUCCGUUUGAUGGCAUGUGGAUUGAUAUGAAUGAAAUUUCAAAUUUUGUGAAUGGUUCAAUGACAGGCUGUCCAUAUGAUUCACCUUUAGAGAAACCUCCAUAUAUACCAAAUGUAGCUGGUAGGUAUUUAAGUUAUAAUACAAUUUGUGUAUCAGCUCAACAGUAUAUAUCAACACAGUAUAAUCUACAUACGUUAUAUGGUCUAAUGGAAACAAAAGCUUCUAAACAAGCUUUAGAAUCAAUUCGUGGAAAACGGUCCUUUGUAAUCUCAAGGUCAUCAUUUCCAGGUCAAGGUCAUUAUGGCGGUCACUGGACAGGGGAUAAUGGAGCGGGUUAUUAUGAUAUGUAUAAAUCUAUAUCUGAGAUACUGAGUAUGAAUAUGUUUGGUAUAACAAUGGUUGGAGCUGAUAUCUGUGGUUUCCGUGGGAACACUAAUGAACAACUGUGUCAGCGAUGGCAUCAACUUGGUGCUUUUUACACUUUCUCCAGGAAUCAUAAUGACAGACAUAAUAGACCCCAGGAUCCGGGUGCAUUUGGUCCUGCCUUGGCAGAAUCCACCAGAAAAGUAUAUUUAAUACGAUAUUCACUUCUACCCUAUCUUUAUACGUUAAUAUAUAACAGUUACAUGAUGGGUGAUACAGUUUUAAGACCUUUAUUCUUUGAAUAUCCUACAGUUGUUGACACAUACAGUAUUGAUAGACAGUUUCUUUGGGGACCAGCUUUACUGAUUUCACCUGCUUUAGACCAGGAUCAAUAUACAGUAGAAGCUUAUAUACCUGUUGGUUAUUGGUAUGAUUUUUAUACUGGAGAAAGAAUUAUAGGUACAGGUGAUAAAAUCAAUCUAACUACACCAUUAGAUAAAAUAAACCUACAUAUACGUGGUGGCUAUAUUUUACCAACCCAACAACCAGCUCUAACUACAACAGACAGUCGUAAGAAUAAAUUUGGUUUGCUUGUUGCUCUGAAUUCUACAAAUCUAGCAGAAGGUGAUUUAUUCUGGGAUGAUGGUGAUACCCUAGGUACAUAUUACCAGAAACUAUUCAACAGUUUCAUAUUUUCAGCUGAUAAGAAUGGUGUAUACAUCAAUCCUUUAUUUAAAGGAUAUGAAGAUGAACCAAUGUUAUUAGGAAAUGUGACAGUAUUUGGUUUACAGCAACAACCUACUAGAGUAACUCUUAAUGGAGUUUCAACAAAUUACAAUUAUAAUGCAGAAUAUAAGGUUCUUUAUAUGGUCAAUAUAUCGACAACAAUGAUGAAUCCAAUACAAAUAAAGUGGUUGUUUAGUUGAUAAAGACAGUGCUUUAUGUUUUAUGUUCUAUUAAAACUGUUGACUACAUUAUCAUUAUCAUUACAUUAUCAUUACAUUAUCCUCAUCGAUUCUGUAUAAACUGGGAAUGUCCCUAUUUUUAUAUUGUCGUCACCCCUAUCCACGUAUUACUACAUUUCCCCAAACCAUUCUGUAUGAUUAAAAUGUAGCUUUAUUUAACGUGGGCUUCCACCAAUAACAUGUUAUAUAUAUAUAUAUAGUGAAUAUAGUGAGAUUAUUUACAAUCUCGAAAUUAUCGAUGCUCUAAAUUUAUAUGAUUAUUACUUGAAACCAUUUCAUCUCUUAAAAGCCCAAAUUUAAUUAUUUCUAUUGGUUUCAUACAUUUUUGUAGUGCCGUCAAUAACAAUUUCCUUGUUUUAAUCGGAAGCCAAUUAAAGUUGGUUUACUGUCGGCUUAAUCUCAUUAAAAUAACACAGGGAUAUGGCUACAUCGACUGUCUUUGUUAUGACAUUAUAAAACAAAUUCUAAAUUAGAUCUUAAAUUAAAUUAAAAUAAAUUACAAAACAAA